ACUUAGUUGACUAUAAACCUUAUACCAACUACGAUACAUCAUCCACUUGGUUGCUAUAAUCCGUUCGAGGUAAGGAUAAUUUAUUUAGUUAGUUCUUCAAACAAAGAUGGAAGACGCAACUGAUAUUUCGUUCUACUUGGGUAAACAAGCAGUUGAGUCAAUUGGAAACUUGGAUAUUCCAUUAAGUAAUGGACAAAUCGUCAGUAUCAAUCUUGUGAAUGAAUUACCUGAUGACCCAAAUGAAUUAAUCAGCUUUUUGGAAACCGAGAACUGUCCGAAGAAGUAUUGGAUUGCUGUUGGUCAAGCCUAUGCACAAUCAAACAAACUUGACGAUGCUGUGAAGCUUAUUACUAAGGCAUUAUCAUUAAAACAAUUCAAUGAAAAAGACAAGGUUUCUUUGAACUCCUUUUUAAGUUGGGUGUAUUUGAAAUAUGCUUCGAAAGGAAUAAACAAGCAGGAAAACUUGACAAAUGCCUCUGACUUGAUCAAUAAAAUCAAUAGCAUGGAUAAUGCUAAUGUUUCUAAUAUCUUAGCAAGAGGUACUUUAUAUCUUUACAGAGAUGAAGCUGACUAUGCUUUGCAAACCUUUGAUAGAUUAUUGAAGAUUGAUAGUAAUAACUGUUUUGCUAUUUUAAGUAAAGCUAACCUCAUAUUGAAUAAGAGUAAAAAUUACACUAAUGCAUUGAAAUUGUACCAACAGGUUUUGCUUUUAAAUCCAGUUAUGACUCCAGACCCAAGAAUUGGUAUUGGUUUAUGUUUCUGGCUUCUUAAAGAUGAAAAAAUGGCUUUAAAUUCAUGGGAAAGAGCUUUAGAGAUAAAUCCAAAUAAUACAAAAGCUAAAAUUUUAUUAAAUUUGUCUAAGUUCAACGCUCUAUUCAACAACUCAUUAACUGAUGAAGAAUUUAUAAAAAAUUAUAAACUCUGUUUAACCGACUUAUCUGAAAUUUAUAAGGAUAACCAAAAUGAUCCGGUUAUUUUAUUAACAUUGGCAUCCUAUUAUUUUUCCAAAGGUAGUUAUGAAUUGGUUGAAAAAAUUGUAACCCAUGUCAUCAAAACAAUUUCCGGUGGUAACACAAAUUCUGUAAAAUCUCAUGGAAAUAAAUUAAGUUCAUUCCAAGCAAACAUUUUAUCCCAUGCUUCUUUUUGGUUAGGUAGGAUUUCUUUUAUUAAGAACGAUUUUGCUCAAUCACAAAGAUAUUUUCAUGAAUCAAUCAAACUUAAUGAGCAAAACCUACUUUCGAAAUUAGGUUUAGGUCAAUCCCAAAUUGGGAGAGGCUCUACUGAAGAAGCUAUAUUAACUUUUGAAUCGAUUUUGAAAACCAACUCCAAAUGUUUAGAAGUUAAUUAUGCUUUGGGUUGCUUAUAUUCUCAACAAAAGAGUAAAAGAAAACAAGAACAAGCAAUUCAAUUCUUGGAAAGAUAUUUGAGAUUAUCAAGCAAUCGUGGAUUGAAUAGUGAAGGUGAUGAUACUACGCUCUUAAACAAAGAGCCAGUUGCAUUGAACGCCUUCCUCAUAUUGAGUCAAUUGUAUGAGACUAGGGACAUGGGACAAGCUUUGACUUACUUAAAUAAGGCCAUCGAAGAAAGAAAAAGAAUUGGCCAAGAUGCACCAUUGGAAGUUUAUAAUAAUAUUGGUGUCUUUAAUUUCAUUAAAAAUAACUAUGAAGAUUCUAUUGAAAGUUUUAAGACAGCUUUAGGUAAGUUGGAUGAUCCUGAAGGUUUCAAAAGUGAAGACGGUGAUUUGUUAAUUGAUUUACCAAAUGACUUGAAGGUUUCUAUAAAGUUCAAUUUAGCUAGAUCCACCGAAUUUAGUGAUUCCUCGGAUGAUGCCAUUGAUAUUUACGAAUCUUUAUUAAAAGAAUGCCCUCACUACUUCUCUGCCAAACUCAGGUUAUUAUUUUUAGAUUGUAUAUCAAACAAAUCUGCUAAAGAAGAUAUCAAAUCUGAAAUUGAUGAAUUAUUAUCUUUAAAUGCUUCAGACUUAGAAAUAAGAUCAUUCUAUGGUUGGUUUGUGAGAAACUUUGGUAAAAAAUUAAACUUAAACCCUGAUUCUGAUACAACCCAUCACAGAGAUACCUUAGUCAAGUAUGAUUCACAUGACUGUUAUGCUUUGAUUUCCUUAGCUAAUAUCUACUGUACAAUGGCAAGAGAUAUCAAAGGAUCAUCAAAUGACGAAAAGAAGAAAAGAUAUUACAUCAGAGCUAUAGAAUUAUUCACCAAGGUUUUAUCAGUUGAUCCUAAAAAUGUUUAUGCUGCUCAAGGAUUAGCUAUUGUCUAUAUUGAAAAUAAAGAGCAAAACAAAGGUUUGGAUAUUUUGAGAAAAAUUAGAGACUCCUUGAAUGAUAUUUCAAUCUACUUAAACUUGGGUCAUGUUUUGGUUGACUUAAAACAAUACAGUAAAGCUAUUGAAAAUUAUGGUAUCGCAUUGGCAAGGUACCUGAAUCCUAACGAUUCUAGAAUAUUAUCAUUCUUAGCUCGUGCUUGGUACUUGAGAGGUAUAUCAGAAAAAAGUUUCCCUUACCUUAAGAAAUCUUUGGAAUACUGUCAAGAGGCUUUAGAUUCUUCACAAGUAUCUAAGUCAUCGUUGAAAUUCAACUUAGCUUAUGUUCAAUUUCAAACUGCAGAAUUUAUUAGUAAAUUUCCUGUUGAACAAAGAAAUGUUGAUGAUAUCAAUGAAACCAUUCUUAACUUAAAUGAAGCAGUUAAAACAUUCACUGAGUUGUCAUCAGAUGCUGAAAAACAUUCCCCAUAUCCAAAACAAGAGCUUAAGGCAAGAGCUUCAUUAGGAGGAACUACCUUGUUAAAUAGAUUGAAUGUCUGUCUUGAAGAAGUUAAAGAGAAUAUUAAUAAGGUCGAAGAAAAAUUAGAACUUGCUAAAAAAUUGAGAGAAGAAGAAGAAGCAUCAAAGGUUAAAGAGGCAGAAGAAGCUAAAGCUGCCCUUCAAGCCAAGGAGGCUGAAUUGGCUAAAGAAAGAGCCAAAUUACAGGAACAAGCACAACUAUGGGCUGAAGAAGCUAGAAUGAACGUUGUUGUUGACGAUGAAGACGACGAUAAGAUAUUCAAUGAAGAAACUGCUGAAAAAGAAAGCAAGAAAAAGAAGGGAGGAAGAAAAGCCGGUUCUACCAAUAAAGGAGCAAAGGGUAAGAAGAAAGGUAGAAAGAAUAAGGCAGUUGUUGAAGACAGUGAAGAAGAAUCACCGGAACCUUCUGAUAAUGAGUCCGAAGAGCAAGCUUCACCUAGAAAGAGAAAGAGUGCUGUUAGUGGUGAUGAAGAUGAGGACGAUGAUAACAUAAGUGCUAAGAACACAAAUAAAAAGAAGAAAUUCAAGUCUAGCGAUAUAAUAGAAGACAGUGACGACGAGUUGGACGACGACUUGUUCGGUGGUGAAGAUAACAAUGAAGAAUCAAAGCCAAAUGAUGAAGAUUAGACUUGGUCUCGUAAUAGAGUUCAAAAGAACUCAACUUGUUGUAUAAAUUUUGUAAAUUAAUCGAACUAUAUAUUACUAUAUAUUUGAAAUAAAGUUAUAAUAGCC
This is a messenger RNA of Hyphopichia burtonii NRRL Y-1933, 3532 nucleotides long. RefSeq lists its product as uncharacterized. The record is from RefSeq and is a predicted model, not a curated record. NCBI's taxonomy places the organism in Eukaryota, Fungi, Ascomycota, Pichiomycetes, Serinales, Debaryomycetaceae. The transcript has a single exon. Gene Ontology annotation, cellular component: Cdc73/Paf1 complex. Gene Ontology annotation, molecular function: RNA polymerase II complex binding. Gene Ontology annotation, biological process: regulation of DNA-templated transcription. Bases 107 to 3427 code for a protein of 1106 amino acids.